ACAAACCCACAAACAAAAGGCAACGAAGGAAAAAAGAGGGAUCAGUGCAAGAGGAGAGGGGAAAGUCAUCCCUUUGAAUCUAAUGGAAGUAGUGGUUUGCAUGGGCGACUUAGUUUGAAGAAGCCAAAGAUAUUGACACCAUCACUUGAAAAUCCUUUGGACAAUAUUGUGCCAAUGACUAAUUCUAUUCCUUCCCCAGCUGCUUCACAAAUGAGUAACAUGUCAAAUCCUAAUAAAUUUAUUAAGAUCAUUAGUGGGCGAGACAGGAGUCAGAAAGCUAAAGCACUGAAGAUUUCUGCUGGACAGCCUGGUUCUGGAAGUCCUUGGUCACUAUUUGAAGAUCAGGCUCUUGUGGUCCUGGUACAUGAUAUGGGUCCAAACUGGGAGCUUGUAAGUGAUGCUAUCAAUAGUGCUCUCCAAAUCAAGUGCGUAUUUCGGAAACCAAAAGAAUGCAAGGAGCGUCAUAAAAUUUUAAUGGAUAGAACUACUGGGGAUGGUGCAGAUAGUGCUGAAGAUUCAGGGUCUUCACAGUCUUAUCCUUCUACAUUACCUGGAAUUCCUAAGCAGGGUAGUGCCAGGCAGUUGUUUCAACGUUUGCAGGGGCCAAUGGAGGAGGAUACACUGAAGUCUCAUUUUGAGAAAAUUAUAAAGAUUGGGCAAAAGCAACAUUUCCUUAAGAAUCAGGUUUGAAUCCAAAGCAUUUAUAUCCGGACACAUUCUA
Messenger RNA from Cajanus cajan (pigeon pea), 721 nucleotides. NCBI's taxonomy places the organism in Eukaryota, Viridiplantae, Streptophyta, Magnoliopsida, Fabales, Fabaceae. The record is from RefSeq and is a predicted model, not a curated record.